Echinostoma caproni is the source of this 744-nucleotide messenger RNA. The record is from the annotation of a GenBank genome assembly. Lineage: Eukaryota; Metazoa; Platyhelminthes; Trematoda; Plagiorchiida; Echinostomatidae.
AUGUUAGAUGAUACAUUGAAGGAAAAAAUCACAGAAAUGGAGGAAGAAGAGGAAGGCGCCGCGUCUAAAGUUUCCCUCAAGGUUGGUCCGACUCCUCCGGAGGAACGUUGCUUGUUACCCUGUUUGCAGUUAUGUGCGAACCCAAUCUCUGUUCUACUCGGUCUUUUUUUCAUCAUGUUUAUACAGACUAUGGUUGUAUCUGGACUAAUCAGUAGCAUGUUAACCACACUGGAACGUCGCUUCAAUUUCAGUACCAGACAAGUGGGAUAUAUGAUCAGUUGUUAUGAGGGUUCCGGUGUACUGACCACUGUGGCCAUUAGUUUUGUCAACGGACAAAGGCAUAACCGAUUACGCAUCGUCGGUCUGUCUACGUUGUUGCUGGCGCUUGGGUUUGGCUUAUUCGCGCUGCCGCACUUUCUGGUCGGACCAUACAAUCCAGACCUUUCUACCGUACCUUCCUCUUCGAUUCUGUCUAUUAUGGUAAACAGAUCUAAUUCACUUUCAGCGGUGGUUCCAACUACACCUUUGGCGAUCAAUUCAUCUGUUCACACUGGAACUACAGAUAAAAUUGUGCAGACGGACCCCAUUCAUUCCCUGUCGUUGUCCAUAUUCUGUGUGGCCAUGGUUCUGGCCGGAGUCGGUGCCAGUCCUUUACACGUCCUAGCUCCUACUUAUUUGUGGGACAACUUAAACGACAAGCAAUACCCAUUAUACUCAGGUUUGUGCUUUUCUUCUAAUUUUUAA